This is a messenger RNA of Marchantia polymorpha subsp. ruderalis, 5584 nucleotides long. The record is from the annotation of a GenBank genome assembly. NCBI's taxonomy places the organism in Eukaryota, Viridiplantae, Streptophyta, Marchantiopsida, Marchantiales, Marchantiaceae.
CAACGGCUGACGAUUUUGCUCUGGAGAACAGAUCGGCAGGUCUGUCUGAGCCACAUGCUGUUGCUUCGAUUCGAUGGGCGGCUCGCUGUGGCUGUGGGCCGACAGGCGCACUCGCGAGUCCGUGGCCUUAUGCGCAGUCCAGAAUAAUAAUCGUUCAUACAGCCCUGACAUUGCUCGUGAAGGUCCCCCCCAUUCCCUCGUUGUUGCUGAAGAACUCGGACUCGGGUGGUCACCCACUCACCCGUUGACCAAAACGUGCUCUCUGUGACUCUGUCGACCUCCCCACUUCCGCCUUCUUAUGAAUUCUGUCUCAUGGCUAAGCAUCCUCUGCGCUGUAGCGUCCCAGUACUCGUCUUCGAGUCCACUGCACAGCAACUCCAUGUGGCCGACGAAGUACAAGAGUUAGAGAGAGCAUGUGUCCUCGGGAGGAUGAAUCUAAUGAUUCUCGUUCGAUGUCGUUGGCCUCCUUCAAUCUUCGAGGAUCUUGUACCUCUCUUUCAUCUGCUCCGUCACUCUGCUCCCACUAACCCAUGAUCAUUCAUCUUUGUGCCGAUCCACAAACAUGAAGUAUUUGAGUAUGAGCCGGGACUUGCCUGCAGAAUUGCACUGCAUGAGUAUCAGAAACAACAAUGAGUGUCUUCACUACGACGACUACAAGGAAGCCGGGAAAGAUGUGAACUCAUCAUUUCAUCAUAAAACACGGCGACCUUUUCGAGGCUCAUUCUGCUUAUAAUACAAGCUUGCCAAGAAAGUGAACAUUCUUCAAUUACUUCAUAUCUGAAGUUAACUGAAUUUUGCUAAUGGGUGCCAUCUAAGCAACAAUCUGAUUGCCAUCUUGAUGCGGGUGUAGGACAAAUGUGUCCAUUUAUGUCUCUAUACAACGUCAACCAGAGGAAUGGUGUCAUGAUACCGAGGUACCAAAUGUAGAAGAAUGCAAAAAACUUCAUCUUCCAUGGUGUGCAUGGCAUGGCAGGGUUCUGGAACAUCGAGAACUUCUGACACCGAUUGCAAUCGUCACACUAAAGAUGUUUGAACAAUCGCAACAGAUCAAACGAAGAUCCAACUGCAAGGCGAGAAGUCUAACAGGCAUGAAAAAAUUCAGUGAAGUGAAACUGUAUGGAGAGAGAGAACUCUGUGAUCCAUAGCUUGGGAUGCUCCAAGGUUGGACGCUUCUUGCAGGUUUGUAUGAAUCUGGAGGAGUCUUGAGAACGGCUCCUGGAAACCAAACAGACCAGCGUGAGCUAUUUCCUGGUGCUGGGGAUAAGAGCCGACGAGACGAGCAUUUGCUAAAUAAGGGACGCAUGAUGAUUCGUUGCCAGCACAUGCUCUCCAUCGAACGAAUGUAUCUCGCCAGAUUUGAUUGUUUUGUUUUUUUAUUACUCCACCGUGACCAGACAACAUCCUUGACACACAGGAGACUCACGGAUUCUGCUGAGUCGAUACUCCGGGGUAUGAGAAGCAAAAUAGCUUGCACUUGGCCUACUUACUCGCUCGAAAGAGUAAGGUCACAUGUCUUCCUCCAUCUGGCAAUCCUUCGAUAGUAUGUGAAAAGUGCAAGUUAGAAGGGAUCCAACGAAAUUUCCGGGACUGGGAAUGUCGUCCUCAUGCUUUCGAUACUAGCUUGACAACCACGAACGUGUUGAUUGACUUGCACUGAGUGAUGUGCAUUAGCCCUGGACAGAUGUGUUUGUGCCCCCAACUGGCAGCGAAGAAUUCCCAUUCAUGCAAGACCACAUUCGCAGGCACGUCUUGUUUGCCAAGGUUUUGUCGGUCAGACGAUGACCUCAACGCCAACAAUCGCUUCGUUUCGGCUUCGAGUGUACUUGCAAGCGUUCAGCUGUUGCAGCAUAGUAGCAUGCAGUGUGCUGGUUUGAGAAUCUAGUAGUCUGGAAGGUAAUCAGAACAAUCAGCUCAGGGAGGGGGUUAGGCAGGGUUUUGGGUUUAUGGCUUUAUGGCUUUAAAGGAAAGAUGAAGCGAAUUUGAUGACAUCGCUCCGGACUGUGAAUCUCGUCUACCUGAGCGCGUUGAGUGUGCUCUGAAAGGCAGUGAGACGCAGGGAGAAUUGAAAGUAGAGGGCUUCAGAGGAGUCCCCUGUUCCUUUUACUGCAGAAUGGUCACUUUGAGGAGCAUGAUCGAGGCCAAUUUCUGCACGCAAAUUAACCCUGAAGCUCAGAGAGCUCUGAAACCAAAGUGCAAGAUUUCAAGCAUUGGUUCGAGUUUCAUGUCAGGAAAUCAGCAGAGGAUGAAAGAGGAGGUGAGGUUUUCUCGUCUCAAGGCCUCGGAUAGAGUGGUGCAUCAUGUUCAGGCGGGCACGCGGCCGCCAGCGCACAACUCGCAGAUGCACACUUUGGAGCUGCUACGCCAGGGGCUACUCGGGCAGCAUCCUGAAGCGGCACAACUGAGGGAAGUGGCGGCCUUAGACCUGAAUUGCCUCACAGAAGCUGCGGCAGAAGUUCGAGAUCGUAGACAGCAUGCUUCUAUCGUCACGUUCUCGCCCAAAGUGUUCAUUCCGCUGACCAGAGUGUGCAGAGAUGUCUGCGGAUAUUGCACCUUCUCUCUGGGCCCCAAACCGGGUCAGGCCGUGUACCUUACCAUCGAAGAGGUUUUAAACAUUGCAAGAGCUGGUGCUGCAGCUGGCUGCUCCGAGGCUCUGUUCACUCUUGGGGACAAGCCCGAGCUUGUUUACCCGCAGGCCAAAUUCGAGCUUGCUGCUAUGGGAUAUGCUACAACGAUAGACUACGUUGCAGAAGCUGCCAGGUUAGUACUAGAAGAAACUGGUCUGCUUCCCCACAUUAAUGCAGGUGUCAUGGAAAGAGAUGAUGUUGCAAAACUUCGGCGUUUCUCUGUAAGCCAGGGGCUAAUGUUGGAGUCCAUCUCGGAGAGGCUUAUGGAGCCUGGUGGUCCGCAUUUCAAUUCUCCAGACAAAAACCCGGCAGCACGUCUUGCAACCAUUGAAGCCGCUGGUGAGGAAAAAGUGCCUUUCACGUCUGGUCUAUUGAUCGGAAUCGGUGAAACCCGAGAAGAGAGGCUGGACAGCUUGUUCGCCUUGCGUGAGCUUCAUCUAAAGUAUGGUCACAUUCAAGAGCUUAUAAUACAGAAUUUUCGUGCAAAAAAGGGAACGAGGAUGGCGAAUGCACCAGAACCACCUCUUGAGGAGUUGACGUGGACUGUUGCCAUGGCGCGUUUGACGUUUGGCUCCGCAAUGAGUAUACAGGCGCCUCCAAAUCUAACUCCCAACGUCCAUUUAGAGGACGAAAGCAGCUGGAGGGCGCUGAUCGCUUCAGGAAUCAAUGACUGGGGAGGCGUCUCACCUGUCACUAUCGACUGGGUCAAUCCAGAAGCCCCGUGGCCUCAUCUUGAAACUCUUUCUGCAGCAACUUCGGAAUCUGGAAAGUCGCUCGUGCCUCGUCUUCCACUCUACCCGGAGUAUAUCCGACAGGCUGCAACAUGGGUGGAGCCAUCUAUUAUGAAGUCGGUUCUCAGGAGCUCGAACAGCCUGGGCUAUGCCCGUGCUGAGUCCUGGUCUCCAGGUAUUGCCAUGGACGAAUCUACGAUUGCAUAUUCUUAUCAGGGGAGCGUUGCCGUAGAGAAUGACGGCACAAUGAAGGUUUCAAGGCCCACGACUGGGGGACUGCGGACAGGAAGUUCAGAAAUUACUGAACUUGUCCAAAGGGCUCAGAUCGGUGAACAACUUGCAGAGUUAGAGAUCACGAAACUACUGGAAGCUGUGGGACCAGAUUUUGAGUACAUUAGGAGUGCGGCUGAUGCCUUGCGCAGUCGUGUCAACGGUGACGAGGUAUCGUAUGUUGUAAAUCGCAACAUCAAUUACACCAAUGUUUGCAGCUACAGAUGUCAGUUCUGUGCUUUCAGCAAAGGGAAGACUAAUGAAGAGCUGCGAGGAAAGCCCUACAGACUUUCCUUGGAAGAAAUAGCUCGCAGGUCUAUCGAGGCAUGGGAAAGAGGUGCCACUGAGGUCUGCAUGCAGGGAGGGAUUCACCCAGAAUUCACCGGGGAGACCUACUUGGACAUUCUAAAUACUGUCAGGAAGGCUGCUCCGAAAAUUCAUGUUCAUGCAUUUUCACCUCUGGAAGUAUUUCAAGGAGCUUCCACUCUCGGCAUCAGUUUGGAGGAAUAUUUGAAAGAGCUUAAGAAGGCUGGUUUAGGCUCGCUACCAGGCACUGCUGCAGAAGUACUGGAUGAAGAAGUUCGCAGUGUCCUCUGCCCAGACAAGAUAAACACCAGACAAUGGCUUGAGAUUAUGGAGACCGCUCACAGUGUUGGACUACGGACUACCUCGACCAUAAUGUUUGGCCACCUUGAUCGUCCUUACCACUGGGCACGGCAUCUCCUGCAUGUGAGAAACCUACAGAUGAGAACAGGCGGUUUUACAGAAUUUGUCCCGCUGCCUUUCGUACACAUGGAGGUUUGUGUCAGUCUUACUAGCUUGAAUUAAAUUCAACCUACAUGAACACACUCGAAGUCGGUAUUCGACAUCAAGGUAUUUGCUAAUACAAUUUUCUACUCGAGAUCUUGUUGCUGCAGGCACCAGUCUUUCUAAAGGGAAGAGCUAGGAAGGGACCAACCAUGCGAGACUGCAUUAUCAUGCACUCGGUGGCGCGCCUUGUUCUUUACCCUCACAUCACCAAUAUACAGGCAUCGUGGGUGAAGAUGGGCCCUGGUGGUGUGAAAACCUUGCUGGCUGCGGGGUGCAACGACAUGGGAGGCUCGCUCAUGAAUGAGAGUAUCACUCGUGCAGCAGGCGCAUCUUAUGGUAAGCCCAAUCAAUGAUUCAUGGGGUUCAGUCGAUUCGUCGACUGGAUUCGGCGAUGGCCGUAGAAAGCGCAAAUCAUCAAGGGGACUGUAAUAUUUCUCAUUCGACCGCAUUAAUCUCGUUCGUUGUUCGUCAGGUGAAGAAUUGCCGCCCCACGAGAUGGAAAGGGUGAUCCUCGCUUCGGGACGGAGACCUCGACAACGGACUACUUUAUACGGCGAGGCUCCCGCAGAGCAAGCUCAGAGAUCCUUCGGUGCCAAACCUCUCGUACCCAUUCGAUGACGUGGAGGAGCGAGUCAGAUGUACAGCUGAACUGGACGUCUAGCGCCGCCACAUGGACCGCAGUGACGACGCAGCCGCUUGGACAGAUGUCUGUCGUCAGCGGGUGCUCAGGAGUCUUCCUCAGAAGGAGAAGGGGGUUCUCCGUGGGCCUCGAGCUCGUCAACCACCGAAGGAAGCUUCACUCAGAUGACGCAAAUUGUUGAUUGCACAACUCCUGUUCAUAUCUUUACGAUCCAUACAACAUGCGUUGCUCUGAUGCGUCUUCUCGUCACGAUUGUUUUCUGCUCUCAUCACAACCGGAGUACGAGGAAGACAUCUCUGCUCUCUUUCUGUUAAUGUUGGUUUCAUGUACGUAUGCACUUGUCCGUACCGUUACUUCUCACAUCACUUGUAGAUGAUACAUCCAGAUCGUCAAAUUAGGAUUGCAACAUUGAGUUAAUUGUAUCUGUACCUGAUAUAAUAAUUUCCGAGUUCUCAAUGGGUGAACAUUCCUUGGACUACUUUAGUUAAUGAAUCUGGAAAUGUUCUGUU